AUGAAAGGAACUACUUUUCUUCUCACUCUAGUCAUAAUGGCUUUAGCAACUUCUAUUGCCUCUGCCUAUGAUCCAAGCCCUCUCCAAGACUUUUGUGUAGCAGUAGAUGACCCAAUCAAAGCUUUGUUUGUGAAUGGAAAAUUUUGCAAGAACCCAAAGAUGGCCAAUGCAAAUGAUUUCUUCUUCCCAGGGCUCAACAUUCCCGGGGAUACUAAUAAUCCAGUUGGCUCCAAUGUCAACGCGGUCGAUGUGACUAAAAUUCCAGGACUCAACACUCUUGGAAUAUCUUUUGUUCGUAUUGACUAUGCACCAUACGGCCAAAACCCACCUCACACUCACCCUCGUGGCACGGAAAUUCUUACGGUGGUUGAGGGAACACUGUACGUAGGUUUUGUUACGUCGAACCAAGAUGGAAACCGUCUCUUUACAAAGGUUUUAAACAAGGGAGAUGUGUUUGUUUUCCCAAUUGGAUUGAUUCAUUUUCAGGCCAAUAUAGGACACUAUCCAGCAGUGGCAUUUGCUGCACUCAGUAGCCAAAACGCUGGAACCAUAACCAUUGCUAACACCGUGUUUGGAUCAACCCCUCCGAUUAAUCCUGAUGUUCUUGCACAGGCCUUCAAAUUGGACAAGAAUGUUGUCGAAUAUCUUCAGAAACAGUUCUGA
This is a messenger RNA of Humulus lupulus (European hop), 663 nucleotides long. RefSeq names its product germin-like protein subfamily 1 member 17. The transcript has 2 exons. Bases 1 to 663 code for a protein of 220 amino acids. The record is from RefSeq and is a predicted model, not a curated record. Gene Ontology annotation, cellular component: cell wall. Lineage: Eukaryota; Viridiplantae; Streptophyta; Magnoliopsida; Rosales; Cannabaceae. Gene Ontology annotation, molecular function: manganese ion binding.